Molecule: messenger RNA, 2068 nt
Organism: Linum trigynum
Lineage: Eukaryota; Viridiplantae; Streptophyta; Magnoliopsida; Malpighiales; Linaceae
Source: the annotation of a GenBank genome assembly
GCUGCCGAGUCCGUGUCACAGCUGCCUCACCUCCGAGUCAGGUGGUGCCCCAAGUUGACAGCCACCGGAAUAGCCGGUAAUAAACAAAGGCGUUAGAUAGCCCUCUUCCCGCUUCUUUCGCCGAAACCUCCACGUGUCCCAUCUUAUCCACUCCUUCCCGUUUUCCUUCCUUUUUCUCUUUCCCCCACUUCCUUCAAAUACGCCCCCACCUCCUCCCUUUCCAACUGUCAUAAAAAUUCCCCCCCACGCCAUUAUCACCGACCUCCGUCUCCCAACAAAGCUUCCUUCCUACUCUCCGAUCGCCGGAUUCUCGAAAACUCUAAUCUCCUUCAGAUCAAACAAAUGGCCGCCAAUCUCCUUCCUCUCAGACCCGCCGUCGUCUGCUCCUCGUCCAGCUUGGAGCCAAACAACCCCCGGAGAAUUCCCUCCUCCUCCGUCUCGCCGAAAUGGUGGUCCCCGCUCUUCGGCUGGUCCUCCGAGCCGGACUACGUCGGGACUUCGGAGAUCCAGCCGGCCGACGGCGACCAGAACAAGAAUCGGGCGGAUCUGGAGUCCAAGCAGGCCAGAUCUCGGUUUUCCCCGGGCUGCUUCACCGCCGAGAAGGCCAAGCAGCUCCGCAUGAUGACAUCGGGAGCGUCGUCGCACCACGACGUGAUGUACCACUCCGCCAUCGCCUCCCGCCUCGCCUCCGACUUCAAGAAGAACGACAACAGCUCCUCCUCCGCCGCUGCCGACCGGUAGCCUCCGGCCGAUUUAUUAAUUUGCCCUCACGCUUUUUUUUGCUCCCUCCCGUGUGUAAUCGAUCCGUUUCCUAGAUCCGUCUUUAAUUUCUUAGAUUUGUAAGAUAAUUUUCUUUCGUUUUUUUUUUCUCGCUUUUGCGCUGCGUCGUUGGCCGGCUCCGUCCGUCAGCCAGUCAGUCCGUCCGUCCAUAAAUUUUAGUUUGGAGGCAGAAAAGCGUGGGAUGAUUCCGGUGACUUCUUCUUCUUCGUCUUCUAGGGUUUAAUGUUUGUUUGAUUAGUUCCUUGUUUGUAACAGACGAAUUAACUAGCUUCUUCUGUAAAGCAGUCGAUGAAAAAACAAAGAUUAGUGUCCGUCAUCAUGUUCUUUAAUUUCGUAUGCUGUUUCAACUAUUUUCCGGCGGAUCUGUGCCGCCGGUUCCGCCAUGGAAGCGGUUGGGUUUGGAGCUUUGCAUGUACCAUUUUCCGGCUGAAUCGAACCGGUUUGCAAUCUGCUGAUUGGCCGUCUGAUUAAUUAGAGCACUGUUUCAUAAACAAUGCCGUGCCUUCCUCAUAUAAAUUCGGGCCCACUUUCCACUAAUUGGAUCAUUAGCUUCAAGAUCCAAUAAUUCAUCGUUUUUUAUUAGUUUAAUCGUGGAUUUAUAUAUGAAAUUAAUGUUAAAUGAUGUAUUUAAUCACAAUUAAGCCGCCCGAGGAUAUUGAUUCUGGUAUUUGGCCAACUAGACUGAAGAAUAUGCUCUUGCUCUGCUCUAUAUUAGAUAUAUUUAUUAUUUUCUGUUAUUUUUUAAAUACAAGAUUUGGAUUUAACGAUGAAAUUUUUUCUGCCGAACAGAGUUCCCUUCAAAUUGGAAUUUAUGCAAAAUUAGCCGAUUGGAUCAUUAAAUCGAAUCCUAUGAAAUUCCCCAUUGGUGUAGUAAUAGUAUCACUAAUUUUGAAUCUUAAGAAUUUUGAGGUUUUAGAUUCGAAUUCUUAACGUAUAUAAUAUAACAGCAACAAAAUAAAAUCAAUAUCACCUUUAUUAAAAAAAUAAAAUCAGUGUAAACCUUACCGUAUGAAAUAGUUGAAUGAACAUUAAACUACAAGUUAAGCAUAAAAUAUUAUACCAUUGACUUAUACGGACCAAAAUUUGGUUCCGGUGACAAUUCAAUCACUAUAGUUCCCAAAAUGCGGCUAAUUGAUGCCUCGACUAUAUUCUAUAUUCUUUUCCUACGUUCUAACUAUAGUGAUAGACGGAAAAAAUGGGCGGAUUUGGCCGGUAGCAGAGCAGCCGGCGGGGGGGAAUUGUGGUGACGGAAAUUGCCGGGAAGAAGCAAUGAAUGAAACUAAAGUGC